AGCUUGAGCCUCAUAUUCGGUCAUCCUAGCCCUUUCUGACACAGGCACCAUGAAGGCAGCAGUGAAUCUCCUGGCUCUCUUUCUCCUUCAUGUCUGCUCUUCAGUCCCUGUCAGCCGCCCCACCAACUGGCUCAGACAAUGUCGUGCCUCCACCAACCUCUCCAUCACAGCACUGGAGGUGCUGCCAGGUGGAGGCUGGGACAAUCUCCGGAACUUGGACGUGGGUCGAGUCAUGAACCUCAGCUACUUUCAGUGCCAGACCACUGAGGAUGGGCUUUACCUCAUCCCGGAUGAGGUGUUUGCCAUCCCGCACAAGGAGACGGGCGUGGAGACAAACUCAGAGAUAAUCAGCUCGUGGCUGGAGCAGAAAAGCUCUACGUCUCAGACUAUAAACGCAGACGGCUCCUUCUUCUCGGUCCUGAAUGGCAAAUAUUCGACAGAGAACCAGAGGAUGAAAACCCACCAGGUCAAAGACUCUUCAACUACAACCAGAGUGCAAGUUCGUAACUUCAUCUACACAGUUAAGGCUUAUCCAGACUUCACUCUGGACGCACGCUUUGCUCAACAAGCCAAAGAGAUAGCCGACGCCAUCGAAAACAACCAAACAAGGAAUGCAGAAUAUCUCUCAGAGAAGAUGGUCUUGGAUUAUGGGACCCAUGUUAUCACGAGUGUCGAUGCCGGGGCUACUUUGGUGCAGGAAGACUACCUCCGUUCUACAUAUGUGACGGACAGCGUGUCGCAAAGUUCCACCAUCACGACACAGGCAGGCUUAAACUUUUUUGACAAACUCAAGUUUGACAUAAGCAGUCAAAGUACGCAGCAGAGCUCAUCGCUUCAAACAUAUCAGUCCAAUAUCCAGUACUCCCUGAUUCAAAGCCACGGUGGCACAGCUUUCUAUCCUGGCAUCACUCUGCAGAAGUGGCAGGAAAGUACCAGGAACAACCUGGUUGCUAUUGAUCGGUCUGGAUUUCCCCUACACUACUUCAUAAACACCAAUACCUUCCCUGAUCUGCCACAGCCAACAGUUGGCAAAGUGGCUCUUGCAGUGAGUCAGGCCAUAGAGCGAUACUACAAGAUCAAUACGCGGCCUGGAUGUGUCGACGUUAACUCCAAGAACUUUAACUUCCAAGCCAACCUUGAUGAUGCAUCUUGUGAAGGCCCUGCUACAAACCUCAGUUUUGGUGGUGUCUAUCAAGAUUGCACUCAACUCAGCUCAGAUGCAGGUCCACUAUGUGAUGCCCUGGCCCAGAAAAACCCUGAAACAGGUUACUUCUCCUGUCGUUCGCCGUACACCCCCACUCUGCUGAGAUCAGAAGUGAGACAGCAGGGUUACACUUCAUAUGAUUGCUACGACCAAAGAUAUCAUUGUGGGUUUUUAGGCCUUUCACACUGCCAUCGCAAGGUGUGUCAGGACAACUACCAUGUUCGCUCUGCUCGUAUCAACACCUACUGGUGCUCCGUAAACGGAAAGGCCCCAGACAACUCAGGGUAUCUGUUUGGAGGCAUAUACAGCCCCUCGCUCCUGAACCCCCUCACCAAUGCCAAAAGCUGCCCCCCAAACUUCAUUCCAGUAAAGUUCCUCUCAGAUGGCCAAGUGAUCUGUGUGAGUAAGGACUAUGAAACUGCCACCAGAUACUCAGUACCAUUCGGAGGCCUCUUCAGUUGUCAGUCAAGCAACCCGCUGGCCGGGUCCCAAAGUCGCUGCCCUCCCAAGUUCAGUCAGCAUCUCGCUACAGUGAGCGACGGCUGUGAAAUUCUUUACUGUGUCCAGUCAGGACUGUUCACAGGUGGGCAGCUGCUUCCAAUCCACCUGCCUCCUUUCACUAAUCCUUCACUUAUCAGCAUGCAGUCCACAAACACUGUUAUGGUGAUGACUGAAGGAGAAAAGAGCUGGGUCAGAGUGGGGCAAACCAAGGCGUGGAAGCUGGCCAAACCAGAGGAAAUCCAGGACAUUGUACACCAGCUUAACCCAGAACUGAAUCGGAGGUCUAGUGGGGAAAAGGUAGGGGUAGCCUUUGGGGUCAUUGGUAUGAUGGUGCUUGUGGUCAUAGUGGCAGUAGUCCUGGUGAAGAGGAGGAGGAGGCUGUCUGGGUUUAUGAGAGCCAGAGGCUACGUGGAAAUACGUGAAGAGGCAGACAGUGAAGAAGGAGAGGGAGAUACAGGAAGUGAGGCUUAGAGGCUCGGCUCCCAGCGAUGGAGGUUCAUCUGGUCUGAUGGAUUUUGUUUUCAACUUCCUUGCUGAUGGUCACCACAGAAAUCACUGUCAUGAACCUUACAGGAGUAGAAAAUGUUCAUGCGUUAAGGGCUCCUACUUUAAAUCUGUUGCACUUUGAAUGAUUAAUUAUUCAACUGAAAUGUCUAUUGAACCAAUUAGUAAUUCACAUUGUCACAUUUUAACUGCUAUGAAUAGUAAUUGUAACAGUUAACCAAUACAUUUAUUGGUAGAUGUUUUUUCAGACAGAUGAUGUGUACUUUAAGCCAGUGGUCCCCAAACUUUUCUGUACCAUGGCCCAGUUUAAUGUCUGACAAUAUUUUCACGGCCCAGUCUAAAGGUGUAGCAGAUAAAAACAAAACAAAAUGAUAAGAUCGGCAUUAAAAAC
Molecule: messenger RNA, 2600 nt
Organism: Chelmon rostratus (copperband butterflyfish)
Lineage: Eukaryota; Metazoa; Chordata; Actinopteri; Chaetodontiformes; Chaetodontidae
Gene: mpeg1.1
Product: macrophage expressed 1, tandem duplicate 1
Exons: 2
Coding region: 50-2176 (708 amino acids)
Biological process (GO): defense response to bacterium
Source: RefSeq, a predicted model, not a curated record